Messenger RNA from Beauveria bassiana ARSEF 2860, 2325 nucleotides. Its product is annotated as transmembrane amino acid transporter. Gene Ontology annotation, molecular function: amino acid transmembrane transporter activity. Gene Ontology annotation, biological process: amino acid transmembrane transport. NCBI's taxonomy places the organism in Eukaryota, Fungi, Ascomycota, Sordariomycetes, Hypocreales, Cordycipitaceae. The record is from RefSeq and is a predicted model, not a curated record. The coding region runs from base 1 to 2325 and encodes 774 amino acids. The transcript has 2 exons.
AUGGCGUCGCCCUCGAGAACCGGAACCGACUCGAACCCGCCCCCGCUGUCCUCCUCGCCCAUGUCGCAGCCACAAAUCUACUCAUCCUCGUUGCCGCGCGAUGAGGUCACCGCCCGCCUCGCCGCCCCCGUCCCAGCCGAGACGCCAUCCGUCAACCGCAGCGGCUCGCCCAAGCCCGGUGCUUUUGAAAAUGACGGCGAUAUUCCUCCUGGAUCCUACAGCCAAGGACCUGGUACCUCGGCCCUCGCCGCCGCCCUUGCUGGCUCGCUCGGUCAAACACCGCCACGACAUGGCACGCCGCCCGUCCGCCUCGCCUCGCCGCCGCCAGGCCGAUCUCUCUCGCCUGCCAAUCUUCCCAUAGUCUCCGGCACCACGCCCAUAAACUAUGGCUCCUUUGACUCGAGACGCAUGUACAUGGGUGCAGGCACUGGUGGUGGUGGUGGUGCAGGUGGUCCCGGCGGCACAGGCCCAUAUGAGGACCCCGAGAUCGUGAAGCGCCAUCUCGUGCAGCCCAGCGAGGCCGAGGCUGGUGGCGCCUCUGAGGAGUCUUCGGUUCAUGGCACCGUCAAGGGCAAGCAGCUCGAGCAUGCCAGCGGUGCCGGUCUCAACGAAGACGAGUUCUCCAGCCUGCGUCUGCAGGGCGGCGACGUCACCCGCGGUAUCUACAAGUGGACGGAGCAGGCCGAGGCUAAGAGCCGCUUGCAUCGCAGCCAGAGCUUCGAUCACUCGCGCCCCGAACCCGAGAACGAGGUCGAGGACAUCAACACCAUCAAAGUCCCCGGCGGCUUCCGCAGAGAUCAUCUACGACGCACGGCAAAGAGCCCGUCUGGCAACGCGUCUGAGGCCGAGCACGGCGUCCCCUCGCCUGGCGGGGCCGGCAACGACCGCCUAUUUACGUCGAGCUUUUUGGAAUUUCUGUCGAUUUACGGCCACUUUGCAGGCGAGGAGCUGGAAGAAGAUGACGAGGCGCUUGGGCCCAACGAGUACUUUGGCGACGACUACGAAGAUGACGCCGACAACGAGCACGAGCCCAUGGAGGACAGCGCGCUACUUCCCCCACACAAGCGAAAGCGCAAGAGGAAGACGCGCGGCGGCAGCGGUCAAAACAGCCCCACCAACGCCGCGAUGCUGCUCCUCAAGUCCUUUGUCGGCACCGGCGUUCUGUUCUUGCCCAAGGCCUACCUCAGCGGAGGCAUGCUGUUUAGUAACCUCAUUCUUCUGGGGGUGGCGCUCCUGAGCUACUACUGCUUCGUGCUGCUCGUCUCGACGCGUCUCAAGAUUGACGGCUCCUUUGGCGACAUGGGCGGCAUCCUCUACGGCCGCUGGAUGCGUGCCGUCAUUCUCUUUUCCAUUGUCAUAAGCCAGAUCGGCUUCGUCGCCGCCUACACUGUUUUUACCUCGGAGAAUUUGCAGGCCUUUAUCAAGGCCGUCUCCGACUGUAAGACGUCCAUCAGCAUUCCCCAUCUCAUCCUCAUGCAAACGGUAAUUUUCCUGCCAUUUUCUCUGCUCCGCGACAUUGAGAAGCUCGCCUUCACGGCCCUCAUCGCCGACGCCUUUAUCCUCAUCGGCCUCGGCUACCUCUUUUACUACGACGUGCUGACCCUAGCCACCGACGGCAUCGCCGACAUCAUCAUGUUCAACAAGCGCGACUGGACGCUCUUCAUCGGCACCGCCAUUUUCACUUUCGAGGGCAUCGGGCUCAUCAUCCCCAUCCAGGAAUCCAUGAAGCAGCCGGAAAAGUUUCCCCGCGUGCUCUUCCUCGUCAUGAUCAUCAUCACGGUGCUCUUCACGACUAUGGGCGCCUUCUCCUACGCCGCCUACGGCUCCAAGACGGAGACGGUCGUGCUGCUCAACCUGCCUCAGGACAACAAGCUCGUCAACACGGUCCAGCUACUCUACUCGGUCGCCAUCUUGCUCUCCACGCCGCUGCAAAUAUUUCCCGCCAUUCGCAUCGUCGAGACGGAGCUGUUUACGCGCAGCGGCAAGUACAACCCGUACAUUAAAUGGCAGAAGAAUGUGUUUCGCUUCUUCGUCGUCAUGCUCUGCGCAGGGAUCGCCUGGGGCGGCGCCGACAACCUCGACAAGUUUGUUGCCCUGGUGGGCAACUUUGCCUGCAUUCCGCUCGUCUUUAUCUAUCCGCCGCUUCUACACUAUAAGGCCGUCGCGAGAAGCCGUCUCUGGAAGUACUCCGAUAUUCUCCUCUGCGUCUUUGGCCUCUUCACCAUGGUAUACACGACCUCGCUGACCGUCAUGAGCUGGGCCAACUCAAAGCCUAAGGCGCCUGGCUACUGCGAGAGACGCGGUCUCGGCCUUGACAGCUGGUGA